CCUCCUCUCUCCCCUCGUUCCACCGCCCCAUCUCGCCGUCCCUCGCCGCCCCAUCCCGCCGCCCCCGUUUUCCCAACCCCUCAACCUCCUCUCUCCCCUCGUUGCCCCCUACCCGACCUCUUUCUCCCCAUGCCACCGCUGCUGCUUCCCUACGCCGCCGUUGCUUCCCCCCUACCCGACCUCCUCUCUCCCCAUGCCACCGUCGUCCCUGCUUUGAGUGGUUGUUUGAUGGGCUUUUGGUGUUCAGAUCUGUACCUAGGGUUUGAAGAAGUCGAUGGAGGCGAUGAGGAGCCUCGAGCGGAGUUCGUAGCUUCAUUCAAUCCAAAGCGUCGUUCCUCUCAGGUAGUCACUCUGUGGUAUAGGGCACCUGAAAUUCUCUUCUGAUAACUUGGGCUGGCUUGGGUUUAGGCCAGUUUUUUUCCCUUCUGAUAACUUCUACUGGCUUCUCAUCUUCUGAGCUCUCAAGGCGAGGUAUCAGUGCUCCUACGUCUCAGUCCUUCUUGAAUUAUUUGCUGCUGGCGCUAUUUUAUGGCGGUUUUUUGAUCUACAGGAGGAAACCUCUCCAGAUGCGUUGGUAUUACUACCUUUUGCUUUCUGUUGUUGAUGUCAAGGCCAAUUUUCUUGGCAUUAAGCUUAUAAUUACUGUUCUUCAAACUGAUGUUUUCUUUUGUACAAUGAUCAAGAUGUCUAAAUUUGCAUUCUUUCCACAGUGGCCUAAACCCAAGCCUCCUAGGGAUCUAGCAACAGUUGUCCCAAAUCUUGAAUCAACUGGACUUGAUCUUCUGUCUGAUGUGCAGGAUCUAGCAACGGUUGUCCUCUUAAGAAUAAAAUGCUUCAGUAUGAACCAGCUAAAAGAAUCAUUGCUCGGCAUGCUCUUGAGCACGAAUACUUCAAGGAAUGUAAGGAUCUUGGAAUGGUACCAUGAUUUUGAUCGUCUCUCCUCCAACUGUAUACUAGUAUACUCACUCAUCAAGAUUUUCAAGCAUUUGGUUUCUUUGGACGUGGAGGAUUCAAAAGAUGUGAAGUCAGGCUAUACUAUUACAUUUGUUCUUCAGCUGGUUUGGUGAGACACAACAGAAAAAUCUUUUAGGAGGAAUGUCUGAUGAGCACGAGUCAAUGUGGACAGGCUUGAUAGUUUUAGCUUAGGCUUGCCAGCUUGGACACUUUGUGCAAACGGAGGAAUAGGAAUAUGAAGCAAAAGGAAGAAUUAUGCACCAGAUGAGGCAGAGAAACAUAACAGACGGGAUCAAGCAACGAAUUUGAUCAAGCAAAUUGUGUUUCUUUUUUUUUUCCUUUGUGGAUUACAAGCAAAUUGGAAUAUUUAAAUAGGCCUUUGAGUAUUGACUUGGAAAUGGAAAUGAAUGUAACUAAUUUGUAAUGGAGUAAAUUCUUUGCUUAUCAUAAUAUGCAACGUGUUUGGAGUAUAAUUUGAU
Messenger RNA from Asparagus officinalis (garden asparagus), 1433 nucleotides. RefSeq lists its product as uncharacterized. NCBI's taxonomy places the organism in Eukaryota, Viridiplantae, Streptophyta, Magnoliopsida, Asparagales, Asparagaceae. The transcript has 9 exons. The record is from RefSeq and is a predicted model, not a curated record. The coding region runs from base 567 to 1067 and encodes 166 amino acids.